GAAUAUUCACUUUUCAAAGUACAUUUUUUUCAGUCCUCGGUGGAGCUUAUUCAGCGCUUGGAAGAUAUAAUAAAGAAUACGCGAUUAGGGCUAAAAAAUUUGCUCGUAACCAAAUUAAACUUGCUAAAAAAUUACAAGAUCCCGAGUUAGAAUGUAAAUGUUGGAUCUAUUAUUCUGAAGGUUUAAUUCAACUUGGGAAAUUCAAAAAAGCCAAGAUGAUCAUCGAACAACAAAAGACUUUUGUAGCUAAU
Molecule: messenger RNA, 251 nt
Organism: Dentiscutata heterogama
Lineage: Eukaryota; Fungi; Glomeromycota; Glomeromycetes; Diversisporales; Gigasporaceae
Source: the annotation of a GenBank genome assembly